Messenger RNA from Sphaeramia orbicularis (orbiculate cardinalfish), 2716 nucleotides. Its product is annotated as protocadherin alpha-C2-like. Gene Ontology annotation, molecular function: calcium ion binding. The coding region runs from base 305 to 2716 and encodes 803 amino acids. The transcript has a single exon. Gene Ontology annotation, cellular component: plasma membrane. Gene Ontology annotation, biological process: homophilic cell-cell adhesion. NCBI's taxonomy places the organism in Eukaryota, Metazoa, Chordata, Actinopteri, Kurtiformes, Apogonidae. The record is from RefSeq and is a predicted model, not a curated record.
GCAUGCUCACAGUUUUUCCUUUACAAAAGAUGAAAUGCAAAAACUACUUGACGAUGUGUAAAGGUUCCUCAAAGGUCUAUUGACGUCGCUGCUCUCCACAAAAAUGUGAACUGAUGAGGUCAUCCUUCUCGCGAUGUUUGAUUGGAGGCUGGAAAAGCAGACAUAACCAUACCACCCCUCUAUUAUUAACAGCAAACAGAAACGCCGUUACUCAAGACCCUUCUCACUUUUCAUCUUUAAUCAGCAUACCUAUUUUUUUCUAACUAGAUCUUUUCAAGGAUUUAACCAAAAAAGAUUAUUCGCAAUGGCUCUUCUUAUUUGCUGUUCACGGAGAGGGUACGUUUCAGUAUUUCUCUUUCUUUCUUUUAUCGUGGACACGGUUUCCCCCGUCACCCAUUAUUCUGUUCCCGAAGAAAUGGAGGAAGGCUCUGUCGUUGCCAAUUUAGCGACAGAUUUGGGAUUGGAUGUCAGGACUCUGAAUAAAAGAAAAAUGCGAGUAGAUGUAGUAGGAAAUAAGAAAUAUAUUGACAUUAACAGAGAAACGGGAGAGCUGUUCAUCUCCGAAAGAAUAGAUAGAGAGUUAUUGUGCCCGUUGAAGACAACAACAUCAUGCUUCCUUAAAUUAGAUGCUACCAUUGAAAAUCCCAUACGGAUGUUUAAUAUCGAGGUGGAAAUUCUGGACAUUAAUGAUAACGCUCCUCAUUUUCGCCGCGGGACGAUGCAUUUGGACAUAUCUGAGUCCAGCCCCGUUGGAGAGAGAUUCUCAUUAAAUAAUGCUGUGGACCCAGAUGUUGGAACGAAUUCUGUGAAAAACUACCACCUCAGCUCCAGUGAACAUUUCUCCAUUGAGAUUCAGACCGGUAGAGACGGGACAAAGUUUGCUGAUUUGGUUCUGAAAAAGGCUUUGGACAGAGAGCAGCAGGCUGUUCAUAAUCUAAUACUGACAGCUGUGGAUGGAGGAGUCCCCACGCGCACAGGUACAGCCAGCAUCAUAGUGCGCGUGCUUGAUGUGAACGACAACGCCCCUUCAUUUGAUCCGGACAAAUAUGAUGUAGAUGUUAUGGAAAACUCCCCGAUUGGCAGUCUAGUGAUUAAACUGAAUGCAACAGAUUUAGAUGAAGGGUCAAACGCAGAGUUAGUGUAUUCAUACAGCCUGUAUACAUCAGAGAGAACACAGAAGAUGUUUAACCUGAAUCCAGAAAAUGGUGAAAUCAGAGUCAAAGAGAUGAUCAAUUAUGAAGAUUUUAAGAUUUAUGAAAUGGAGGUUAUUGCCAAUGAUAAAGGACCAAACUCCUUAUCUGGACAGUGUAAACUGACAAUACAGGUGACAGAUAUGAACGACAACCACCCAGAAAUUUCUAUUAAGUCAUUUCAGAGUCCAAUCAAAGAAAAUGAGCCUGUAGAUACAGUGAUCGCAGUGGUGAGUGUCAGUGAUAAGGACUCAGGUGAUAACGGGAUAGUUGAUCUAACUAUUCCUGAAAAUUUACCUUUUAAACUGAGGGAAUCCUCUGAUAACUAUUAUGAGUUAGUUGUUUCAGAGCCAUUAGAUCGUGAGAAGGUUCCAGAAUAUGACAUUACAUUCACUGUUACAGACAGAGGUUCUCCUCCUUUAUCUGAUAAUGAAACUAUGACUUUAGAGCUGCUGGAUGUUAAUGAUAAUGUUCCACAGUUCCCUCAGUCAUUUUAUACUAUACGUGUAAUGGAGAAUAAUGCACCAGGAGCCUUGCUCAGUUCACUCACUGCGUUUGACCCUGACCUCCAUGAAAACCAGUAUCUAGUUUAUUUCAUCCUGGAGAAGGAGAUAGCCAACACCUCCAUGUCCAUGCUGUUCUCCAUCAAUCCAGAGAACGGGAACCUUUACGCACUGAAAACCUUUGACUAUGAGAUUGAGAAGGAGUUUCUUUUCCACAUUGAGGCCAGAGACUCUGGUUCUCCUCCUCUCAGCAGUAACGUGACUGUCCACAUCAUCAUUGUGGAUCAGAACGACAAUGCUCCUGUUAUUGUGUCUCCGUGGCGAGCCCACGGCUCAGUGGUGGAGGAAAAGAUCCCCAGAUCCACCGAUAAAGGCUCCCUGGUUGCCAAGGUGAUAGCCUUGGACAUAGACUCGGUGCACAACUCUCGGAUUACCUACCAGUUUCUCCAGGUGACUGAUGCCAACCUAUUCAGUCUGGACCAAUACAACGGAGAGAUCCGGACCAUGAGGAUGUUCAGUUACAGAGAUCCACGCCACCAGCAGCUGGUUGUGGUUGCCAAGGACAACGGACAGCCUGCUCUGUCUGCUACAGUCACCAUCAAGCUGUCCACAGUGGAGACUGCUGUGAAGGCCUACUCUGACAUGACUGAGGUGCCUCUAGAAUAUGACAUCUUCUCAGACCUCAACCUGUAUUUGGUCAUUGGUCUGGGCUCAGUGUCAUUUCUCCUGCUCAUCACCAUAUUGGUCACUAUUGUGCUCAAGUGUCAGAAACCCAAGGCCAGUAAAACAGCUCCUCCCUGCAGGAACAGUGUGAUCAGUGAGAGGAACUCCACCAUCGCAGACUCCACUCUGGUGUCCAACGAUGCCUACUGGUACAGUCUGUUUCUAGCAGAGACCAGGAAAGGAAAGCUGGUGGUUAGACAGCCUGUGCCAAAGGGCUCCAGAUACAUUGUGUCCAGUAUACCGAGAAGUACAGGAGUGACUGACACUAGUGACUCUGCAGCUUCUACUCUACAGGUAUGA